UACUUUAACCGGGCAAGUGGAAGACAGGAGAAAUGUUUACUCUGUAGAUAUGUGUGAGACUUACCUGAAACGCCGGGCUGCCAGCUGGAAAUAUUUGUGGACUGUACCUUGGCUGCCACACUGUUUAGCUCAUAUAUUCUGAAUCACAGACUGCUGAGGAAAAAGACAAAGUUGAUAAUGAAAAUGGACAUGAAGGAUGCUGACAUGACUCAAUGGACGGAGGCUGAAUUUGAGGACAAAUGUACAUACAUUGUAAACGAUCACCUCUCAGAGCCCAGCACAGAAGGUUGCACUAUCACCCAGGCCGAGUCUUCUUUGCCAAGGAACUUGAUUUUCAAAUAUGCAGGAAACUGCAAAGAGGUAAUUGGAGUUAUUAGCAAAGACAUUAUCCCCAAAGGAACACGCUUUGGACCCCUGGUUGGUGAGAUCUAUACUAAUGAUACAGUUCCUAAGGAUGCAAACAGAAAAUACUUUUGGAGGAUCUAUUCUGGUGGUGAGCUUCUCCGCUUCAUUGAUGGAUUUAAUGAGGAAAAGAGCAAUUGGAUGCGUUAUGUAAACCCAGCCCGUUCUGUUCAGGAGCAGAACCUGGCUGCUUGUCAGAAUGGAAUGGACAUCUACUUUUACACCAUCAAACCCAUCCCCCCUGGACAAGAACUGCUCGUGUGGUACUGCCGAGACUUUGCAGAGAGGUUGCACUAUCCUUUCACAGGAGACCUGGUGAUGAUGAAUAUCACACAAAGGCAUGUUAAUCCAAAGCAGCAAACCAAUGACAAAGAUGAACUUUAUCAGAAAAAUGUUCCCAGAAGAGAACAUAGUGUGAAGGAAAUCCUGAAAAAUGAUUCCAGUAAUCCUAGAGGAAGGGACUUAUUCUAUAGCCACAUUUCUCCACAUACUCACGAAAAAGACUUGGAGGGCUUGAGAAAAAAUUGUAGUCCUGAAAGGCCUUUCUAUCCUCGAAUUGUCUACCCAAUCAGGCCUCACAUUCCAGAAGAUUACCUGAAAGCAUCCCUAGCUUAUGGGAUUGAGAGGCCUGGUUACAUUGCCCACUCACCUAUCCAGUCUUCUACCACACCAAGUCCCUCAGCAAGAAGUAGCCCAGACCAAAGUUUGAAAAGCUCAAGCCCUCACAGUAGCCCAGGAGUUACAGUUUCACCCCUAGCAUCUAUGACUCAAGAGCACAGAGAACCUUAUUCUUACUUGAAUGGACUUUAUAACUCAGAAGGAUUAGGGUCAUAUCCUGGAUAUGCACCCUCGAGCCACCUCUCACAAGCCUUUCCCUAUCCCAAAUUUCUGUUACCACCAUAUGGCAUGAAUAUCAACAAUUUCAAUCUCUUUCCAAGGAUGUAUCCUUUUUACAGCAGCCUACUCAGUGGAGGAAGCAUCUCUAAUCCAAUGCUGAACUCCUCUGCCCUUCCGAGUUCCUUGCCAUCUGAUGGAAGCCGCCAGCUGUUGCAACCUGACCAUCCACGGGACUUCCUCAUCCCUGCACAUAACAGUGCCUUCUCCAUCACAGGAGCCGCUGCCAGCAUGAAAGACAAGCCAUGCAGCCCAACCAGUGGAUCACCCACAGCAGGCACCGCAGCCACUUCAGAACACAUAAUGCAACCUAAACCUACCUCAGCAGUAUUGGCUGCCAGCAGCAGUGAAGAAGCCAUGAAUCUCAUCAAGAGCAAGCGAAAUAUGACUGGUUACAAAACCCUUCCAUACCCACUGAAGAAACAGAAUGGUAAAAUAAAGUAUGAAUGCAAUGUCUGCUCCAAAACCUUUGGACAGCUCUCUAAUCUGAAGGUUCAUCUUCGAGUACACAGUGGAGAAAGACCAUUCAAAUGUACUACUUGCAAUAAAGGGUUCACUCAGCUGGCUCACCUACAAAAGCACUAUCUGGUACACACAGGAGAAAAGCCCCAUGAGUGUCAGGUUUGCCAUAAACGAUUCAGCAGCACAAGCAACCUGAAGACCCACCUGCGGCUCCAUUCUGGAGAGAAGCCUUACCAGUGCAAGCUUUGCACUGCUAAAUUCACCCAGUUUGUGCAUCUGAAACUGCACAAACGACUCCACACCAGAGAGCGCCCACACAAGUGCAUCCACUGCCAUAAGAGCUAUAUCCACCUUUGUAGCCUCAAGGUCCACCUGAAGGGCAACUGCCCGGUUGUCCCUGCAUCCAACCUUUCUACAGAGGACCUUAAUCGGAUCAAUGAAGAGAUUGAGAAGUUCGACAUUAGUGACAGUGCAGACAGGUUGGACGAUGUCGAGGACAAUGUUGACAUGGCAUCUGUAGUAGAAAAAGAAAUACUUGCUGUGCUUAGAAGAGAGAUAGAAGGAGCCACUCUUAAAGCAUCAUUGCAGAGGAACCUGGGAAAUGCACUGGUCUCCUCAGGAUGCAGUCUUUAUGAAUCGUCAGAUAUGUCUAUUGUGAAGUUGCCUCAUGGUCAUCCACUACCUCGGGUACCUAUAAAGGUCAAGCAAGAAACAGUUGAACCCAUGGACCCUUAAAUGCUGUGGGAUGUGCGUGUGUAUGUAUGUGUGUGAGAGUGUGUGUAUGCGCACAUAUGCAUACUUACAUGUGCAUUUGUAUGUGUGGCAAAGAAGUGAUUUUUUUUUUUUAAUUUAUGACUUGGCAAGUCAGGGUGCCUGUAGCAGUUGCUUGUGUAUAGUGUCAGUGCUGCAAAGCAAUCUUGGCUUACAGUGGUUUCUUUAACUCCAGUUGAAAGAAGGAACUCCAAAGUUAUUUUCUCAGGGCCUGAAAAGAGGCAAGAACUGUAUAUUGCCUCUCCCGCUUCCAAAAAAGACAAUCUUUUAUCCAUAAUCAUUUUCCAGUAAUAGUUCUUCAUAAUUUAUUAUGCAAUUUACCAUUCAAAAAGCAAUAGAUAGAAAAUAUUUACAAUGAUAGGAAUAUUCAUUGUAAGUUUGAAUAUGUGUUCUCUUUUGUUUUUUUGUCUUGUGGCCAUUCUUUGUAGAAUUUAUUCCUGCACAUCUGUUUAACAAAAGAACAACAAAAUCCGAAGACUGACAGGGUUUAAAGGGGGGAAAUGUUACAUACCUGAUUCAGUUUUUGUUUUGCCAAAGGUAAAUCCUAGAGAAAUCACUUUAGUUGGAACAGUGUUGUGUAAUUGGACAAAGUGGGUAGAAAUACGAGAUUGCCCCCAAAAUGUAUGCAGCAGUCAGAGAGAGAAGGUCAUACUGCUU
Molecule: messenger RNA, 3186 nt
Organism: Elgaria multicarinata webbii
Lineage: Eukaryota; Metazoa; Chordata; Lepidosauria; Squamata; Anguidae
Gene: PRDM1
Product: PR/SET domain 1
Exons: 7
Coding region: 178-2493 (771 amino acids)
Biological process (GO): cell fate commitment; regulation of transcription by RNA polymerase II
Cellular component (GO): nucleus; cytoplasm
Molecular function (GO): DNA-binding transcription repressor activity, RNA polymerase II-specific; protein binding; RNA polymerase II cis-regulatory region sequence-specific DNA binding
Source: RefSeq, a predicted model, not a curated record